Messenger RNA from Sporothrix brasiliensis 5110, 816 nucleotides. RefSeq lists its product as uncharacterized. Lineage: Eukaryota; Fungi; Ascomycota; Sordariomycetes; Ophiostomatales; Ophiostomataceae. The transcript has 2 exons. The record is from RefSeq and is a predicted model, not a curated record. Bases 1 to 816 code for a protein of 271 amino acids.
AUGGAGUGCGACGACGACGGCAAGUCUGCGAUCGACAAUGUGUCUCGAGCGAGAAGCAUCUACGUACAGCAGGCACUGCAAAACCAGAGAGUUCUGACCGGCGAUAUCCGCAAGGGUAAACACGAGGGUGCUUCCGAGCUUCGCCGAGAACUUGUUCAGCAAUUUUUAAAAGAUAUUGUUGUUGGAAGACAGUGUGCUCGCUGCAAAGGCAUUUCGCCUAGCUACCGAAAAGACCGCUUUGUUAAAAUAUUUGAAAAACCACUGAACUCCAAGGAGCAGGCAAAGAUGGCGGCAGGACAAUUUAAGGCUCGCGAUGCCCUGACGCUUCGGCCAAAGAGCCAGCGGUCUAACGAUACCACCGUUUCUGACGAAGGUAUUGCCGACAUCAGUCUCGAUUCUGGUAGCGAGGAUGGGAGCGACGUGCACGCGGAUACAUUGGAUGAAUAUGGCAACGUUGUUCACAAACCGUUUACAAUCAAGCCGACAUCUCCACAGCUCCAGCAACGCUACAUUAGCACCCAGGAGGUCCUUGAGCGGCUACGUCUUCUCUUCGCCAACGAACAGGACGUUCUGCAACUCAUCUACAACUCCAGGCCCCAUGGUCGUCACGCGCAGUCAACACCGGAUAUGUUUUUCAUUCAAGCCCUGCUCGUCCCCCCGAACAAGUAUCGGCCAGAGGCGCGCACCGGCGAUGCACAAGUAACCGAAGCCCAGCAAAAUUCCCUUUACAAAGCGAUCCUUGGAGCAUCUUUUCGCGUGGCUGAGAUCCACCGCGAGAUAUCUGACGCAGCAACAAAGACCCCAGAAUUCUGUUAA